This is a messenger RNA of Mirounga angustirostris (Northern elephant seal), 5205 nucleotides long. RefSeq names its product ZFP64 zinc finger protein (gene ZFP64). Gene Ontology annotation, biological process: positive regulation of transcription by RNA polymerase II. The transcript is spliced from 9 exons. The coding region runs from base 557 to 2446 and encodes 629 amino acids. Gene Ontology annotation, cellular component: nucleus. The record is from RefSeq and is a predicted model, not a curated record. NCBI's taxonomy places the organism in Eukaryota, Metazoa, Chordata, Mammalia, Carnivora, Phocidae.
AAGCCCGCGGCGCCCGGCACACCCACCCCCCAACCGCAGCUCGACGCGGUCCCCUCCGCAGAGCAUCCCGGCGACCCGGGAGCGACGCCUUGGGGACCAGACGCCCAGGGCGGCAGGUGCAAAGGCGCCCGAGCCGGGGGGGCCAAACGCGUCGGCCACGACCGCAGGGGUGCGGGCGGGACGCCGGCUGCAGCGGCCGGAGGUGGGGGCGCAUCCCGAGCCGCCAGCCGUUGCCCAACCCGCCGGGACGUUUGUGCGCGGUCCAGAUCCCGGCUGAUCCCGCGGUCCCGGGCCGCGUGGCCCGGGCAUCGGGAUUGGCCCGCUGCUUCCCCGGGGAGCCGCUGAUGCAAAGCCAGGCUGGGGCGGCCGGGCCCGGCCAGCGCCCUCUAGGCAGCGGAAGUGGAGCUUGCUUUACAUCCGUCCUCCCCGCCUGGCGGAGUUGAAAGAAGGAAGGCUGGGGGGUGUGGAAAAAUAAAAGGAAAAGUCCUUGCACCAUGUAGAUCAGCGCCCCCCACCCUGGCACCCCGGCCGGCGGGGGACCUCCCAGUCUGUGGCCAUGAACGCGAGCAGCGAGGGCGAGAGCUUCCCGGGCUCGGUGCAAAUUCCAGGUGGCACAACGGUGCUGGUUGAGCUCACUCCAGACAUCCACAUCUGUGGCAUCUGCAAGCAGCAGUUUAAUAACCUGGAUGCCUUUGUGGCUCACAAGCAAAGUGGCUGCCAGCUGACCAGCACAUCCGGGGCAGCCCCCAGCACGGUCCAGUUUGUAUCUGAAGAAACAGUGCCUGCCACCCAAGCUCAGACCACCACCAGAACCAUCACCUCCGAGACCCAGACGAUCACAGUUUCAGCUCCAGAAUUUGUUUUUGAACAUGGCUAUCAAACUUAUCUGCCCACGGAAAGCAAUGAAAACCAGACAGCCACUGUCAUCUCUCUCCCUGCCAAGUCCCGUGCCAAAAAGCCCACAGCACCACCUGCUCAGAAAAGGCUUAACUGUUGCUAUCCAGGUUGCCAAUUCAAGACUGCCUAUGGCAUGAAGGACAUGGAGCGUCAUUUAAAAAUUCACACUGGAGACAAGCCCCACAAGUGUGAGGUCUGUGGCAAGUGCUUCAGCCGGAAGGAUAAGCUGAAGACACACAUGCGCUGCCACACGGGGGUGAAGCCGUACAAGUGUAAGACGUGUGACUACGCCGCGGCCGACAGCAGCAGCCUUAACAAGCACCUGCGGAUCCACUCGGACGAGCGGCCCUUCAAAUGCCAGAUCUGCCCCUACGCCAGCCGCAACUCGAGCCAGCUCACCGUCCACCUGCGGUCCCACACAGCUUCAGAAUUAGAAGAUAAUGUUCCCAAACCAACGUGUCCCUCCACGGACAGCAGUGAUGCCCAGAAAGCCCCUGCCUUGGCACUUCCCUCAGCGUCCAAGGAACAAACGGUGACGCUUGGAGAAAGGACCUUCAACUGUUGCUAUCCAGGUUGCCACUUCAAAACUGUUCAUGGCAUGAAAGAUUUGGACCGCCAUCUGAGAAUCCACACGGGAGACAAACCCCACAAGUGUGAGUUCUGCGACAAGUGCUUCAGCCGGAAGGACAACCUGACCAUGCACAUGCGCUGCCACACCAGCGUAAAGCCCCACAAGUGUCACCUCUGUGACUACGCCGCCGUGGACAGCAGCAGCCUCAAGAAGCACCUGCGGAUCCACUCGGACGAGCGGCCCUACAAGUGUCAGCUCUGCCCGUACGCCAGCCGCAACUCGAGCCAGCUCACCGUCCACCUGCGGUCCCACACAGGGGACACCCCCUUCCAGUGCUGGCUCUGUAGCGCCAAGUUCAAAAUCAGCUCGGACUUGAAAAGGCACAUGAUCGUGCACUCGGGGGAGAAGCCUUUCAAGUGCGAGUUCUGUGACGUCCGCUGCACGAUGAAGGCGAACCUCAAGUCGCACAUCCGCAUCAAGCACACGUUCAAGUGCCUGCACUGCUCCUUCCAGGGCCGGGACCGGGCCGACCUCCUGGAGCACAGCCGGCUGCACCAGGCCGACCACCCCGAGAAGUGUCCCGAGUGCAGCUACUCGUGCUCCAGCACUGCGGCCCUGCGCGUGCACAGCCGAGUGCACUGCACCGACCGCCCGUUCAAGUGUGACUUCUGCAGCUUCGACACCAAGCGGCCCAGCAGCCUGGCCAAGCACAUUGACAAGGUGCACAGGGACGAGGCCAAAACGGAGAACCAGGCCCCGCCCGGCAAGGAAGGGCCCCGAGGGAGCAGCUCCCAGCACGUGGCCAAAAUCGUGACCCAGCGGGCCUUCCGCUGCGAGACCUGCGGUGCCUCCUUCGUCAGGGACGACUCUCUGAGAUGCCACAAGAAGCAGCACAACGGCCAGAGCGAGAGCAAGAACUCAGACUUGGUCACCUUCCCGCCCGAAAGCGGUGCCCCGGGGCAGCUGGGCACCCUCUAGUUGAGCCGCAGACGGUGGUCGGCUGUCCGAACGCCAGACAGAUGCUGCGGUCCCGCCCUCCGAGUGGAGGCCGCCAAGCCAGACUUGUCACCAGCUCCGGGGACGGAUGCUCCAACUUUAUAGGCCCUCAAGGUCAUGGCCGCGGGUCACUGGCGUGAGAACCGACGCCAAAGCAACAGCGUGGAGACGCCCCUCCACGUUGCUGUCUUUCCUCCAAACAUCGGCUCCGCAAGUCGACCCAGUCGUUCCAAGGUUGGGGGGGGGGGGGGGGUCCACUGCGCACCGCUCUAUCCCACCGGGAUAGCUUCGUGAUGGAUUCCGAUCCUAAAACUGAUCCACCUCCAAUGGAAUUAUGAAACUGUUCAGACCACGUGGAGAACUAAACUGAUGUGUAUAGUGGGGGAGGCUAAGAUGGCAGCGGGGGUGCGUUACGUGGAGGACCUGGGCAUCUGGGAAAGUUCUAUUUCUUAACCUGGGUGGUGGUGAUGAGUGUUUGCCUUAUGCAUUCGUGUGGUUCCUUUUAUCAUUGUCUUAUAAUAAAAAGGCAGACUCAGCUGUAGAAUGACGUAAGAGGGACGCUCCGUUUUUCUUUACGUUCUUCCAUUAGACUGGUUAGGGUGUGGGGUUCUCCAUCCCCACCCCGUUCAGUAACGCGUUCGGGGCGCACCCAGAUUUCUCGAGGUAUUAAUGCCGCAGUGACGUGAACUGCAGCUUGACCUGUAGGUGGCGCCAGAGAUCAAGCUAACACUGGCUGAGCCCGCACGUGUGCAUUGUGAAAGGGCAUUUACAUACUUCUUAGAGAAAAGACUUGGGCCCCGGGCUUGGUUCUGGGACAUGUGAUGCAUGCGGCAGGCGGAGCUUAGGGUCUUUCAUCCCAAUAAGCACUUGGUGUUCGCCGAACCAACAAAUGAAAAUCCAAACUAAUUGUAGAUGGACAUUUUACUUUGGCCAAAUCUUAGGAGGCUCUGGAAUGCCAUGGAUCUAUAACUUAUCCAGAGUUGUUUCGUUGUUUGGCAUCUUCAAGUACAGUUUUUGUUUAAUACAAAUUCUUAUGUGCCCUCAUCAAGUUAAACAUGGGUGCUUUUAAAACCAAUUAAAUAGAUCCAUCGUUUUUGGUAAACUGGGAGAAAAAGGACGUGAAGACUUUUAUAGAUUAUACACAAGGGAAUAAAUAGUUCACUUAUGGAAGGUAUGUAGCUUAUUUCAUUAUGAAUUCUGUUUGAACAUACCUGAUUUAAGUGUGGCAGCAGGUGAAUGAUGAUACACUGUUGGAUCUCUUUGCUGUAAGGAGAAAAUGAUGUCUGAGACCCAUGAUAGAAUUAAUCUUUGCUUGCUUUGGAUUGCUUUGCUUUUCGAUUGUCCAGGAGAGUGUCUGGUGACUGAAUGCCCAUGCAUUGUACAGAUUCUGUUGUCACCUCUGUUUGUCAUGAGUCUUAUCUGUGUUUCUGUUCUAGUAGCAAGAGGGCUGUUGACCUUUCAAGUGGGAACCCGUAGAUCGAAAUCAUAUAAACGUUCCUUGAACUUUUCGUAUCACAGCUCUUCAGAUAAACAGGAAAGCCUUUUUAAAAGGUAUUUUUUUUUCCCCAGUUGUAUGGACUUCAGGGGUCUGAGGUCCACCCUGGGUAUAACCCGUGAAUUUGGAUUCCCCAUAGAGCAGAGGUUCGCGAAGAGUGCCAGACCACAUUGUAAAUAUUGGAGGCAUUGUAGGGCCGUAAGGUCUCUCUUGUGAGGAAACUCUGGCUUUAGCACAAAAGCAGCCAUAGGCUAUAAGAGAAAGAAUGAACGUGUCUGUGUUCCAAUAAAACUUUAUAAAACAAUUGAGGAAGUACAAGAGUAAACCCUUCUAGGAUGGGACUUCAAAUACAUAGAUAAGGACAGAACUGUUGGAAAGAGCCGUGAUGGCUAGGGGGCUGCUGACCUGGUGCAGACCAGAACGGCCAAGUUUCUGUGCCUCUGUUUGAAAGGUCAAUAUGGGUCUGAAAGGGGAAACUGAGUAUGUUUGCGGUCUGACUUCGCCCAGACCAGGAGUUGGUGGACUUUUUCAAUCAAGGGCCAGAUAGUAAAUAUUCUGGGCUUUGCUGGCCUUUGUCUAUUCAACUCUGUUCAUCUCUGCUGUUUUAGCACAAUUACUCAACUCUGCCUUUGUCACUAAAGUAGCCGGAAAUAAUAGGUAAGCGAAUGGGCAUAGCCGUGUGCCGAUAAAACUUUACCAAAAAAGGCCAUGAUUUGGAAGGCCUAGUUUGCUGACCCCUGAGCUGGACUAUUGAUGAGUACAAGCAACGGGGUAAAUGAUCAUGGGUUAAAAACAUGGGAAAGAGAUACUGAGAAUGCUAAAUGUCCUGGGGUCCCUUCAAGGAGGGGGCCACUUCAUGCAACAGAUGAGUUCAAGUUUAGGCAUUGGGAAAAACAGGGUCCUUCUGAUCCUUAUUCAGACUGGCUAUAAAAUCUCCAGGAAAGAGUCCAGAAAUCAAGAUGACCUCGUGUUCUUUUCUGCUUAUGGUUUCUUGCUGCCUUCUAAGCACUAUAUAGUACAUGGAUUUUUUUGUCCCAUUUAGUUUUUCUUAAAAAGGAUGAACCUGGGGCGCCUGGGUGGCUCAGUUGGUUAGGCGACAGCCUUCGGCUCAGGUCAUGAUCCUGGAGUCCCUGGAUCGAGUCCCGCAUGGGGCUCCCUGCUCGGCGGGGAGUCUGCUUCUCCCUCUGACCCUCCCCCCUCUCAUGUGCUCUCUCUCUCUCAUUCUCUCUCUCUCAAAUAAAUAAAU